Molecule: messenger RNA, 1725 nt
Organism: Saitoella complicata NRRL Y-17804
Lineage: Eukaryota; Fungi; Ascomycota; Saitoellomycetes; Saitoellales; Saitoellaceae
Product: general substrate transporter
Exons: 2
Coding region: 1-1725 (574 amino acids)
Biological process (GO): monosaccharide transmembrane transport
Cellular component (GO): membrane
Molecular function (GO): hexose transmembrane transporter activity
Source: RefSeq, a predicted model, not a curated record
AUGGCCGGUGCUUCGAGAGCGAGUCCUUAUUUCUUCCUUGUGGUCACCUCGAUCAUUUUGGGUACCUUCCAGUAUGGUUACCACAUCGCCGCGUUGAACACGCCCGAGAAGGUCGUCCGCUGUCAAACUAUUGAUCUCUCCGGUACCAACGUGAACGCGCACCUCAACCUUCCCAACUGUAUCUCUCUCAAUGACAACCAAUACUCCAUGGUCACCGCUCUCUACAACUUGGGUGGUAUGAUCGGUGCUUUGGCUUCCCAGACUACCGCCGAUCGUUUCGGUCGUCAGAAGUCCACUCUUCUCUACUCCUUCAUCUUCCUCGUCGGUGGAUUCAUCUUCACCUUCGCUACCAACUACGCCAUGAUGGUCGUCGGCCGUCUUAUCCUCGGUGUCGGUGCUGGUUUCGCCGGUGUCAUCGGAUCUCUCUGGCUCAACGAGUCUGCUCCUGCUCACUUGAAGGGUCCCCUUGGUGUUGCUUCCCAGUUGGCUAUUUGCACUGGUAUCUUGCUCGUCAACAUCUUCGGUUUGGCUUUGUCAACCACCUCCCUCUGGCGUAUCAUCUUCUUCAUCGGUCUCAUUUUGGCCUUGACGCAGUUAUGUGUUACCCUUGUCGUCGGCGAGUCUCCCAAGUGGCUCGCUACCUUCGGUCAGGACAUCGAGAAGGCCAAGUACCAGCUCGGUAAGCUCCGGGGUCUUCCGUCUGACCACCCUGAGAUCGAGGCCGAGAUCUACGCUAUGCUCCACAACGAGGAGGCCAAGGAUGCCGAUGAGCCACUUCCCGAGCACGCUGGCAACGCUGCCUUGUUCCCUGCUAUCAAGGAGUCCGCUCCCGUUGACUCUGCUAUGGUUACCCCCGAGGGUUCCAAGCCCGCCUCCGCCUCCGUUUCCCGUGCACCCUCCAUCAUCCACGAGGCCAAGAACGAGAUCUCCGUCGAGAAGCACGACAACACUGAGGUCGAGGACAUCGAGCGCAUUGGUUCCCCUGGACCCCGUACUGCCGCCCGUUCCCACGAGGCCAUUCCCUUCUGGAAGUUCAUCUUCGCUCGCGAGUGGCGCAAGCCCUUCGUUGCUACCCUUUUCGUCAUGUUGGGUCAGCAGUGGUGUGGUAUUAACGCUGUCAACUUCUUCUCUACCAACAUCUUGACUCGUCUAAUGCCCGACAAGGCUCAGGCUCUUUCCAUCACUCUCUCCGCUAUCCAGCUUCUCGCUACCUUCAUCCCCGUUGUCCUCCUCAACCGUGUCGGUCGUCGUACCCUUGAGUUGUGGUCUAUUGGAUCCUACGGUAUCUUCACCAUCGUUCUCGGUAUCGGAUUGAACAUCAACAACGCUGAGGUCCAGAAGGGAUUGGGCAUGUUCGGUUUGAUCAUGCUUAUCAUCUGCUACUCUGGUGGUAUUGGUCCCUUGCCCUUCAUCAUCACCCCCGAGAUCGUCGACAUCCGUGCCGCCGGUGUUGCUCAGUCCCUCGGUCUCAGCAUCUGUUGGUUGUCUGCCUUCGUCAUCGGUUUGAUCUUCUUGCCUAUCCAGGAGGCUAUCGGUGCCAACGUUUGGUUCGUCUUCACUGCAUGCUGUGGUAUCCUCUUCGUUGGAUUCUUCUUGUUCGUCCCUGAGACUUUCAAGAACGGCCGUGUCUUGACUCCUGAGCAGGUUUGGAUUCAGCACGCUCCUGGAUCCCUCUUUGCUAUUGGGCGCAAGAAUAGGUCUGCUCGUGAGGAGAAUGCUCUCUAA